Paraglomus occultum is the source of this 602-nucleotide messenger RNA. NCBI's taxonomy places the organism in Eukaryota, Fungi, Glomeromycota, Glomeromycetes, Paraglomerales, Paraglomeraceae. The record is from the annotation of a GenBank genome assembly.
AUGUACCCUGACGCUGCUAGACAGGACGCUACCGAUGCGAACAAGGAAGAGAGCCGCGGCUUGCAGGAAGAGACGUCGGUCUAUCUCAAUGUAUAUGACAUGCUACCGGGUAGCGCAGUCACUGCGGUUGGUUACUGGAUGGGUUUUGGUGUAUUUCAUACUGGUGUAGAAGUAUUAGGAGUCGAAUAUAACUUUGGAGGUCAUGAUUACGACGCUUCUGGAGUAUUUAGGAUGAAGCCACGACUCGGUCCACCAAAUGUUACAUACAAAGAGUCUAUAUUUAUGGGGUAUACUAAACUUAAUAAAGAAGAUGUUGUAAAAAGGAUGGACGAGUUGUCCAAAGAAUGGAAAGGAAACAGUUAUAAUCUUCUCUUAAGGAAUUGUAACCAUUUUACUAGUGAAGCAUGUCGCAUAUUAGUAGGAAAGCGCGCACCCGGCUGGAUAAAUCGUGCUGCAAAAUUAGGAACGCUAUUUCCAUGUGUGGUACCCAGCGGAUGGAUUGAACCUCCAGAAUGUGGGGAAGAGACCGAGGCUAUAGCAUCGUCCAUGUCUACUACAUAUGCGCCAUAUAAUAUUUCCGAGACUCAAGUACUUAACCCGAA